AUGUCGGGUCUGCCAAAUAGGGCGGAUGACCCGAUAAAUGGAGUCGAUGUACGGGAGCAAGGAAGCGCUUUGAGGGUCGCUACUAAUACGCCUCACCUGGUGAGCCUCGGCACCGGGAGACUCAGCACGGCUGUCACGCUACAUCCCAUCAAACAAGGUCGUGUAACCAUAGGUUCGGAUCCGACCUGCGACAUUUACGUUGUAGGUACGGGCGUGUCCAACGUACAUUGUCGCGUAGAGAACUCACACGACGUAGUCACGUUGUACCCCAUAAGCGGUACAACGUUACUUGAUGGCUUACCAGUUGAAAAACCUACGAGACUAUCACAAGGUUCAAUGCUAACGAUAGGUAGAUCAAACUACCUUCGUUUCAAUCACCCUGAGGAAGCGAAGCUCAUGAAAUCCGUUCUUCCUUCAUCCCACGUAUCAAUGGCUCCGAUACAAUUCACACCCAACGAACAAUGUUUACCAACCGGUUACGAGAAUCACAAUCCCGACUCAAGCAACCAAUGUUACCAGAAUGUUCACAGAAUAUACAAAAACAACUCUCUGACACAGCUAGAUCGAGAACUAGAUGUUACAUUACGGGAAAUGUCUAGACACAAACCUCCAGUUGUGCCUAGAAAGAAUAAAGAUCUAGACACUUCAGAUACGAAUUCAGACCAAGAAACAAAACCAAAAGCCGGCAGCAUCAUGGCUAAAGUGUCCAAAUUCGAAUACUACGCUAAACAACAGAAAAAUAACAGCAAAACUCACUUUUAUGCCAACGAUAAUGAAAUAUCACCAAAAGUAUUCAGUUCAAAUUCAUUAACAGUUAAUACGCCAGCAAAAGAUGUGCUAGGAGGAAGAAAUAUACCGGUGUACAUGAACAAAGUGGUCGAUCAGAAUUUUAUUGUACUCAAUGAGAAUAAUGUGGACCAAAAAAAUAUGUCCAAGAGUCGAAAAAUCGAUGAUAUUCUAAGAAAUUUCGAUGAUACGUCCAAAUUACCCAAAAAAAUCAAUAAUGAGUCCAAAGAUCAUAUAUAUGGGAGAAUUAAUGUUGAUAGGAAGGAAGCUAAAUUAUCGAGUGAUGUGAGGCAGCUAAAUAUGGAUAGUGAUUACGGGAGGCUGUGCGGGAUUGGGAAAGUUGUGUGUUUGUCUUCGCCGUCAUAUGAUAGAAACCCGCAGUAUUCACCAGUAUACGCGAAUACACAUUACGAGAGAAGCCUGGAGGCGGAACAUAUGAGAGCUAAGGCUCAUCAAGACAGAGUGAAAGAGGAAGAACAAAAAGUGGCUGAAACAGCGCGUUUAGAAGAAAUACUCAAUAUGUGUGCCGAGUAUGAAAAACAGAUAACUUCUGGGGUGCCAAUAACGCCUACUGAGAAAAGAUCACACAAUAAGAUUAUAACUAACGGCUCGCUCCCGAGAAGUGUUACAGUCAACAACCCUAACUUCGUGCAAACAACCGAUGGUUACUAUAGGCAAGUCCAAAGAAAUGUAUCUAGUUACGAGAAUUUUGAAUCGCCGAGAAUCGAACCCAUGACACCGGUUGUAAGCACAGAGAAUUACGAGAAUGUAGGUCGUAUGGACGAAAUCGGUAUACCUCUAUACGAAGAUGUUAACAACGAAUUAUCUAGCCCGGUUAUGAUAAGGAAACUCAGUCAGAAUACGUCACCGAUAAACAGCCCAUAUGAAAAUGUUUACUUGAAGAAUAACAUGGGCCUAAAACCUAAAUCACCAAACACACAAAGCCCUAGAACAAGAAUAAAAACUUGUUUCGCACACAAAAACCUAACAUCACCACAAUAUUUCAUUUUCCCACCUAAAGACGGUAAAAUGGAAGAAGUUCUUAACGAAACAGCUAGUAACUGUAACGGUAUAGAAAAAAAAUUGAGCUUAGAAGAUGAAAUACCAAUGAUAGAUGAUUUGGAUAUCACAAAUGACAUAGAAUUAAGACAUUCCAAGAUUGACAAAGAAGACAAACAAAUGACCAAAAACAAAAGCUUCGAUGACGUGAAAAAAGAAUUAAUGGCUGAUAUACCAGAAUUGGAAGAAUUUGAGAACGAUAUUAACAAAAGGGACCAAAUACAGAAUAUAACGGAAAAUUUCAAAUCUAUAGAUAUAGAAGAGAAUUCUAUAGAUAGUGUUCUCUAUGAGAGUGCUGAGGAUUUGAAGUCUAGAUACGAAAACUUGAAGGAAGAAAGACGGAAAUUGAUGACGCAGAUACAUGAGGUGAAGAAUAAAAUGACUGAUAUACGGACACAGGAAGACGAUAUACUUAGAGAGUUGGAAAUGGAAAAAGCUUUAAUUAAAGGCGAAUACGAUUCAGAGAUAGCGAUACUUAAUAUAGAACAGAAGAAGAAGACAGAAUUACAAGAUAAUAUUAAGAAGAUUGAAGAAGAUAUAAGACUUUUGAAGGAAAAACAAGAAACUCGACAGAACGAAAUGAAAGAUAGAGUUGAUAUCGCUACUAUGAAAGUUGAGAAGUUAGAAAUGGAUUUGAAAGAGAACAAGGCAACCUUAGAAGAACUUCAGAAUGCUCAAGAUAUAUUGGACAAUGAAACUAGGAUAUACGAAGACUUGGAAUUCACGCAGCUCGAAGAAGAAUCAGAAUUGCUCUCGAAUAGAGAAGACAUACAGAACGAAUUAAGUUUAUUGAUAAAAAAAAUUGAUGCCCAAAAAACUAGAAUACUAACAUUGAAAUCUGAAGCCAACGAAAACCUUACGUCUGCUGUCGAAGAAACUAAAGUAUUACAAGCGGAAUACGUUAAACUAUUAAACCAAGUGGAACAUUUAACUGGGAAAAUACAAAUAAUAGAGCAGGAAUUAAAACCUAUAGUUACCAGACUAAAUGAAGACCGAACUCAGUCCCCAGAUAGUGCUUUCUAUACAGACCAAACGCGAGCAAAGUCGGGGGAAUUCGGCUACUCACCGCAAACAUCAGACGAUGAUGAUUUGAUCGAUCACACGAAACAAUUAAAAGAAAAAUUCACUACCAUCGAUCAAAUGUCUCAAUCUAUGAUAGUAGAUAUAGAAAGACGAGUCGCUGAUAUAGACGAACCAAAAUUAAAAGAAAAGAAAGGAUUUUGGGAAAGAAACUUUGAUUCGCUGAAACGAAAAAAGAAAAAACCUGAUAAAAUAGACAUAAUGUCGCAAAGUCUGAACGAAAAUAUGUUCUACAACGAUAACAUAGAAGCAGAUGUAAGUAUUAAAAACUCGAAACGAAAGAACGUACCGAUAAAAAGCAAUUCGUCAUCAAAAAUACCGACAUUCGCAGCGCUAGGGAAGAUCAUUAAAAAGGAUUCGCUGAAACGAAAAGAAAUACAGAACAAAGAGAAUAAACCUGACGAAACAAGAUAUAUAAAGAACAACAAGAAUAUAGACAAUAAGUACAAAUCAAAAUCACUAUCACCCGAUAAGAAAGAAGAAAAUACAUUAAAAGUUGAAAAUAUAAAAGUAUUGCAUAGAAAGAGUUGUGGAGAUGAACCAAAUCUCCAAAAAAUUACGGAUUCUUUAAAAAUUCCUUCCCAAGAUGAUAUUGAUAGAAUCUCAAAAGUCACUAUCGACGCGCCAAUACUACCGAGUGAUACGGAUUUAAAUACACUUGGUAAAAGAACUUUGGAUAGUCUUAUGGAAAUUGAAAGAAAAAGAAUUGAAAUGCUCGAAGAAAGAGGCUGUGAAAUGAUCGAAAACGAACGAGAGAAAAUAUCCGAAUUAAAGAAGCGAGUACAAGACGAAACCAAGAAGCUAUGGGACCAACGCGCCAAGGACCACAAGUCUGACACGCGUCAGUCACCUGUCAGCUUGACAGCUGUCAGCUUGACGCCUGUCAGCGAAGCUGUCAGCAUGACACCUGUCAACGUGACGCCCGCCCCCCUGACGUCAGAGUUUGACAGCGCGGACAGCACGUUCGGAAACGAGGACGUCAGUUUUGACUUUAACAUGACCAGCUCUACAAUAUAUGAGGAGAGUUCUGGUUUCCUGUCUUCGUCAAUAGAAGAGCUACAAGUACGUAACUCUCGCACCGAAUCAACAGAAGAAGACCGGCGUAGCGAUGACAGCAGGCCACUCAGUCACGCUUCAGACUUCAGCAGAGAUAUACUGUCGAACGCACCGCGCCGCAGUCGCCGCGGUGUCAGUGUAUCAGCUGAAUGGAGGAGACCACUCACCAGGUACCUGCCUGUUGAUAGAGAGGACUUUGAUCUACGGACACACGUCGAGUCCGCUGGUCACCAGAUCGAGCUGUGCCCCUACGUGAGCGUAUCGUCUAGUUCAUGUCGCGGAUAUUUACACAAACUGGGGGCGAAGUUCCACACCUGGUCCAAAAGGUGGUUUGUUUUCGAUAGGGAAUCGAAAACAUUCGUUUACUACUGGGAUAAAAGUGAGCGGAAACCGAGAGGAGGAGCUUACUUCCAAGUAAUAGAAGAAGUAUAUCUAGACCAUGGGAAUACUUCCAAGUCCCCGAGCCCUCAAACCACAUUCAUAGUAAAGACAAAACAAAGACGUUAUUACCUCAUGGCGCCAUCUGGUGAAGCAGCGAGGAUAUGGAUAGAUGUCAUAUUUACCGGCGCUCAGGGUUAUACUGAGUAUUUGGAGUAG
Molecule: messenger RNA, 4578 nt
Organism: Danaus chrysippus (African queen)
Lineage: Eukaryota; Metazoa; Arthropoda; Insecta; Lepidoptera; Nymphalidae
Source: the annotation of a GenBank genome assembly